AUGAGCUCUCAGAUGACCAAGGCAAAGCAGGCGUUUGAAAUCCUGAAGCAUAAGAUCGUGUCGACCCCAGUAUUGAGGCACCCUGAUAGGACCAAGCAGUUUGUUAUUAUACCCCAUGCAAAUCAAUGGGCUGCAUGUGCGGUCCUGGGUCAAGAACAUGACGGUUUGAUCCAGCCAGUGCGUUUUACGAGUCGUGUUCUCCACGAUGCGGAGUUGAGAAAUCACAUCGCGGAAAAGGAGGUCAUCGCCGUGCUGAGAACACUCAUUCAGGGUUACCCUCUCAUCGUGUACACUAGACACUCGGUUCUGAAGUGGAUCAUGAAAUCCAAGACGACAGAUGGGAGAUGUUGGAAUCUGGACAUCGGGAAGGUCCAGCGAGACGAAGAUGGACUAGCUGCCAUCCUGGGCGCCGGUACCACACAUCGAGAGCAUUUAGACGAAGUCGCCGAGGGGAUCAUUCCUGCCAAGAGGCGUGCGAAACCGCCACCUAUAAUUAGCGUGGAAAUGUUGGAAGAUACUUUCGAGGGAAUC
Molecule: messenger RNA, 531 nt
Organism: Phytophthora megakarya
Lineage: Eukaryota; Oomycota; Peronosporomycetes; Peronosporales; Peronosporaceae
Source: the annotation of a GenBank genome assembly